Messenger RNA from Cebus imitator (Panamanian white-faced capuchin), 4405 nucleotides. RefSeq names its product hephaestin (gene HEPH). The record is from RefSeq and is a predicted model, not a curated record. NCBI's taxonomy places the organism in Eukaryota, Metazoa, Chordata, Mammalia, Primates, Cebidae. Gene Ontology annotation, biological process: iron ion transport. Gene Ontology annotation, cellular component: plasma membrane. Gene Ontology annotation, molecular function: copper ion binding; oxidoreductase activity.
CGUUCCAUGGGGCAGCGCCUAGGUGUCUGAGCACAUUUAAGGACCUCUAGUGGUUUAUGACCCAGACUUUGCCCUACCAGCUCAGCCUUCUGAAUGUUCUCUUCCCUGGAACCUGUCCCAGACACUUAAGAAGAGGAAAAUGUGCCCAGCCUGCCUGGAGAACAGCAUCUGCUCCUAGCCAAGAUCUCCACAUAACAAAAGUAAUGUGGGCCAUGGAGUCAGGCCACCUCCUCUGGGCACUGCUGUUCAUGCAAUCCUUGUGGCCUCAACUGACUGAUGGAGCCACUCGAGUCUACUACCUGGGCAUCCGGGAUGUGCAGUGGAACUAUGCUCCCAAGGGAAAAAAUGUCAUCACGAACCAACCUCUGGACAGUGACAUAGUGGCUUCCAGCUUCUUAAAGUCUGACAAGAACCGGAUAGGGGGAAACUACAAAAAGACCAUUUAUAAAGAAUAUAAGGACGACUCAUACACAGAUGAAGUGGCCCAGCCUGCCUGGUUGGGCUUCCUGGGGCCAGUGUUGAAGGCUGAAGUAGGGGAUGUCAUUCUUAUCCACCUGAAGAAUUUUGCCACUCGUCCCUAUACCAUCCACCCCCAUGGUGUUUUCUAUGAGAAGGACUCUGAAGGUUCCCUGUACCCAGAUGGUUCCUCUGGGCCACUGAAAGCUGAUGACUCUGUUCCUCCGGGUGGCAGCCAUAUCUACAACUGGACCAUUCCAGAAGGCCAUGCACCCACUGAUGCUGACCCAGCGUGCCUCACCUGGAUCUACCAUUCUCAUGUAGAUGCUCCACGAGACAUUGCAACUGGCCUGAUUGGGCCUCUCAUCACCUGUAAAAGAGGAGCCCUGGAUGGAAACUCUGCUCCUCAACGGCAGGAUGUGGACCAUGAAUUCUUCCUGCUCUUCAGUGUGAUAGAUGAGAAUCUUAGCUGGCAUCUUGAUGAGAACAUUGCCACUUACUGCUCAGAACCUGCAUCAGUGGACAAGGAAGAUGAGACUUUUCAAGAAAGCAAUAGGAUGCAUGCAAUCAAUGGCUUUGUUUUCGGGAAUUUACCAGAGCUGAACAUGUGUGCACAGAAACGUGUGGCCUGGCACUUGUUUGGCAUGGGCAAUGAAGUUGAUGUCCAUACAGCUUUUUUCCAUGGACAGAUGCUGACCACUCGUGGACACCGCACUGAUGUGGCUCACAUCUUUCCAGCUACCUUUGUGACUGCUGAGAUGGUGCCCUGGGAACCUGGUACCUGGUUAGUUAGCUGUCAAGUGAACAGUCACUUUCGAGAUGGCAUGCAGGCACUCUACAAGGUCAAGUCUUGCUCCGCCACCCCUCCUGUGGACCUGCUCACGGGCAAAGUUCGACAGUACUUCAUUGUGGCCCAUGAGAUUCAGUGGGACUAUGGCCCGAUGGGACAUGAUGGGAGUACUGGGAAGAGUUUGAGAGAGCCAGGCAGUAACUCAGAUAAGUUUUUCCAGAAGAGCUCCAGCCGAAUUGGGGGCACUUACUGGAAAGUGCGAUAUGAAGCCUUUCAAGAUGAAACAUUCCAGGAGAAGAUGCAGUUGGAAGAAGAUAGGCAUCUUGGAAUCCUGGGGCCAGUUAUCCGGGCUGAGGUUGGUGACAUCAUUCAGGUGGUCUUCUACAACCGUGCCUCCAAGCCAUUCAGCAUGCAGCCUCAUGGGGUCUUUUAUGAGAAAGACUAUGAAGGCGCUGUGUACAAUGAUGGUUCAUCUCACCCUGGCUUGGUUGCUAAGCCCUUUGAGAAAGUAACAUACCGCUGGACAGUCCCCCCUCAUGCUGGUCCCACUGCUCAGGAUCCUGCUUGUCUCACCUGGAUGUACUUCUCUGCUGCAGAUCCCAUAAGAGACACAAAUUCUGGCCUGGUGGGCCCCCUGCUGGUUUGCAGGGCUGGUGCCUUGGGUACAGAUGGCAAGCAGAAAGGGGUGGAUAAAGAAUUCUUUCUUCUUUUCACUGUGUUGGAUGAGAACAAGAGCUGGUACAGCAAUGCCAAUCAAGCAACUGCUAUGUUGGAUUUCCGACUGCUUUCAGAGGAUAUCGAGGGCUUCCAAGAUUCCAAUCGGAUGCAUGCCAUUAAUGGGUUUCUGUUCUCUAACCUGCCCAGGCUGGACAUGUGCAAGGGUGACACAGUGGCCUGGCACUUGCUCGGCCUGGGCACAGAGACUGAUGUGCACGGGGUCAUGUUUGAGGGCAACACUGUGCAGCUUCAGGGCAUGAGGAAGGGUGCAGCCAUGCUCUUUCCUCAUACCUUCGUCAUGGCCAUCAUGCAGCCUGACAACCUUGGGACAUUUGAGAUUUACUGCCAGGCAGGCAGCCAUCGAGAAGCAGGGAUGAAGGCAAUCUAUAAUGUCUCCCAGUGUCCUGGCCGCCAAGCCACCCCUCGCCAACGCUACCAAGCUGCAAGGAUCUACUAUAUCAUGGCAGAAGAAGUAGAGUGGGACUAUUGCCCUGACAGGAGCUGGGAACUGGAAUGGCAUAACCAGUCUGAGAAGGACAGUUAUGGUCACAUUUUCCUGAGUAACAAGGAUGGGCUCCUGGGUUCCAGAUACAAGAAAGCUGUAUUCAGGGAAUACACUGAUGGUACAUUCAGGAUCCCCCGGCCAAGGACUGGACCAGAAGAACACUUGGGAAUCUUGGGUCCACUUAUCAAAGCAGAAGUUGGUGAUAUCCUGACUGUGGUAUUCAAGAAUAAUGCCAGCCGCCCCUACUCUGUGCAUGCCCAUGGAGUGCUAGAAUCUAGUACCGGUUGGCCACUGGCUGCUGAGCCUGGUGAGGUGCUCACUUAUCAAUGGAACAUCCCAGAGAGAUCUGGCCCUGGGCCCAAUGACUCUGCUUGCAUUUCCUGGAUCUAUUAUUCUGCAGUGGAUCCCAUCAAGGACAUGUAUAGUGGCCUGGUAGGGCCCUUGGCUAUCUGCCGGAAGGGCAUCCUGGAGCCUCAUGGAGGACGGAGUGACAUGGACCGGGAAUUUGCCUUGUUAUUUUUGAUUUUUGAUGAAAACCAGUCUUGGUAUUUGGAGGAAAAUGUGGCAACCCAUGGGUCCCAGGAUCCAGGCAAUGUUAACCUACAGGAUGAAACUUUCUUGGAGAGCAAUAAAAUGCAUGCAAUCAAUGGGAAACUCUAUGCCAACCUUAGGGGUCUUACCAUGUACCAAGGAGAACGAGUGGCCUGGUACAUGAUGGCCAUGGGCCAAGAUGUGGAUCUACACACUAUCCACUUUCAUGCAGAGAGCUUCCUCUAUCGGAAUGGCGAGAACUACCGGGCAGAUGUGGUGGAUCUGUUUCCAGGGACUUUUGAGGUUGUGGAGAUGGUGGCCAGCAACCCUGGGACAUGGCUGAUGCACUGCCAUGUGACUGACCAUGUCCAUGCUGGCAUGGAGACCCUCUUCACUGUUUUGUCUCAAACAGAACACUUAAGCACUAUCACCACCAUCACCAAAGAGACUGAAAAAGCAGUGACCCCUAGAAACAUUGAAGAAGGCAAUGUGAAUAUGCUGGGCAUGCCGAUCCCCAUAAAGAAUGUUGAGAUGCUGGCCUCUGUUUUGGUUGCCAUUUGUGUCACCUUCCUGCUCACUGCUGUGGCUCUUGGUGGUGUGGUUUGGUACCAACAUCGACAGAGAAAGCUACGACGCAAUAGGAGAUCCAUUCUGGAUGACAGCUUCAAGCUUCUGUCUCUCAAGCAGUAAUAUCUGGAGCCCGGGUAUAUCCUCAGAAAGCACAUCUCUCAUGCAUUCCCAGCAGGCCAUGGACUAGUAGCUAACUCCACUGUCAAAAGAUUAUGGGUGGUGGAGAAGCAGAAGAGGGAAUCAAGCUUAUCUGGGUAUUUCUUCCUUUAUUUAUUUUACAUGGAAAUGAUAUGAUUUUACUUUUUCUUUAGUUUCUUUGCUCCACAUGGGCACCUGGGACUGAGGGAGUACCUUAGUACCCUACAUCACAAAUUUCAAUGGCUACAUUAUAUUGCCUUCUGACACUUGGAGGUCUUGAAAUUUCUAGAAAUGAAUCCUUCUCACAAAGUAGAUACCAAGAGAAAAACUCAUUGAUUGGGUUUCUACUGCUUUCAAGGACUCAGGAAAGUUCACUUUGAACUGAGGCCAAGUGAGCUGUUAAGAUAACUCACAUUUAAACCAAGGACUAAGAACAUAGGUUUGAUGGGAAACUGAAGGUAGGCUGGGAAUUGGAAAUCCAAAUUGAAUUUUGAUUCACCUUGGCAGUGAACUACUUUGGAGAAGUGGUGAAUGGGUUGUUGCUGCCAUGAGCACCUACAACCUCUGAAGCCAGAAGUUCCUCAAGAAAGCCAGUCCUCCAAGUUCCUACACAGUGGCACUGAAAGGAAUGUUGAGUGAUCUCUCCAUGUUUUAGACAACAAACCCUAUUCAUUAAAGUACUUGUUAGAACACUGAAA